Pleurotus ostreatus (oyster mushroom) is the source of this 576-nucleotide messenger RNA. RefSeq lists its product as uncharacterized. The record is from RefSeq and is a predicted model, not a curated record. Lineage: Eukaryota; Fungi; Basidiomycota; Agaricomycetes; Agaricales; Pleurotaceae. The coding region runs from base 1 to 576 and encodes 191 amino acids. The transcript has 4 exons.
AUGGCCGUCCCCGCAGAGUUCACGACGCUCGAUAUUAGCGGCACGUUCUACAUGAACAAAAGCCUCAGCGAUUCCACCGAUGCCAUCCUUACCGCCCAAGGUGUAGGUUGGCUCAAGCGCAGGGCCAUCAGCAUGGGAUCGCUGCAUUUGACCGUCAAACACUACAAGGACAGCGAAGGCGUCGAGCACAUUGAUAUCGACCAGGUUGUUGCGGGACUUGCGGGCACUCGGGAGGAGCGUGUGUUGAACUAUGAAGAACGCACUCAUAAUGACCAUGUCUUUGGCCAUGUCAUCGGCAAAUCGAGGAGAAUACCAGUCGCAGAUAUUGAGGAGGAGUUCUUGAAGAAGGGAUGGACAGAAGAGACUGUCACGAAUGGAGCCAUAGAAUCGUACGUUGAGAGCGAUACACCCAAGAGCGGGACUUCGUGGAUCGCGAAACAGAUCUGGGGUACCGAGGUCAUCGACGGCGUAACGCGAUACACCCGCCACGUUUACUUCACUGGUCCCGAUGGCAAAGUGAUUGAGGCCCGUCUUGUCUAUGACUAUGCGGGACCCCUUCCUGAACCCUCCGCUUGA